This is a messenger RNA of Ectocarpus sp. CCAP 1310/34, 3132 nucleotides long. The record is from the annotation of a GenBank genome assembly. NCBI's taxonomy places the organism in Eukaryota, Phaeophyceae, Ectocarpales, Ectocarpaceae.
GUGGUGACCCUCCCGGGGAAAGGACAGCACCAGGCGAACACCCUCUCCAUGGACAUUUCACCACCACGUUCGCUUGCACCACGGCCGGAGGAAGAUGAUAGCGAUGGUCGCAAGACCCGUGAUUCGGCAGCAACUGCAUCCGCACGGGAGACAUCGGCUGUUGGAGCGAGCGAUAAGGAUAGCGGCGACGACAGCACGAAGCGGGGAGAGAUAUCGGCUGUGGGAGCCAGCGACAAGGAUAGUGGUGAAGACAACAGCGGCCCCACGAAGCCGGAGGAGGUUACGGCUUGUGGAGCCAGCGAUAAGGACAGCGGUGACGACAGCACGAAGCGGGGAGAGAUAUCGGCUGCGGGAGCCAGCGAUAAGGAUAGUGUUGAAGACAACAGCGGCCCCACGAAGCGGGAGGAGGUUUCGGCUUUUGGAGCCAGCGAUAAGAACAGCGGUGACGACAGCAGCAGCUCCAAAAAGCGGGAAGAUAUGUCAGAUGUGGGAGCCAGCGGUAAGGAUUGUGGUGAUGACAACAGCGGGCCUACGAAGCGGGAAGAUAUGUCGGAUGUGGGAGACAGCGAUAAGGAUAGCGGUGGCGACAGCGAAAGGCCCAUCAAGCCUGCGGAAGUUCGAGUCGAAGCGGCGGACGUGCUGGACCUUCGUGUCUUCUGUGGCACCUGGAAUGUCGCAGGGCGGAAGCUUGACAGCGCGGAAGACAUGGGGUUGUGGCUAGACGUCGACAAGCUGGAUGAGGAGGGAGAUACCAGCGUCCCACCGGACAUUUUUGUCAUUGGGUUUCAAGAGGUGGUGGAGCUGAGCGCCCAGAACGUGGUGAUGGACAGCUUUCUCGACACGCAGAGUAGAACCAACUCGUUGCAGUGGUUCACGCACGUGUACGCCUACCUUGCGCAGUAUGGCGAACGGUACGGGGUGAGGUACGCCAUGGUAACGGAGCAGCGGUUACUGGGGACAUAUAUGCUGGUAAUGGCCAAGGAGGAUCUUUGCCCUAAGAUCGCAAAUGUUCAGACCGCAGUUGUGCCGACAGGACUCGGGGGUUACCUCGGGAACAAAGGUGCCGUGGCCGUGCAACUGGAGGUUGGGGGGCGUUCGUCGCUCUGCUUCGUGUGCGUGCACAUGGCGGCGCAUCGCGAACAGAUGCUGGCGAGGAACGCCGAGUACAAGCUUAUCUCGUCGAAACCCGUCUUCGCCGAUACCGACGGCAGGCUGCUCGUGGACGAGGCUGAGGACCCCGCAGGAAAGGAUAAAGAAAAGGACAAGGCCCAAGACAGGUGGCAGGGUAGCACAUGGGGCAGCUUGUUCGGGGCUGCCGGUCAGGGCGGGCGAUCAGGCGGUAUAUCACCAACGCGCAACUCGGAGGUGAAGAAAGCCAUUAGAGCCGCCAUGGCCUUUCGUUUGCCAAAGCGGGGAGGAGGCGAGGAAGGCCUCCCUGCAGGAGGAGUGUCUUCUGGAAAGGGCGAGAUCGACGGCAGCGGAAGUGAGGCUGAAAAAGGUACGAGGCCCGCUGAGGAGGUUGAGGUCGACGACUUCGCUUGGAUGCCGAGCGAUGAAGGGAUGAGCGCUGGUCUGCCGAAGACCAAAACGGUGCUGCAGGCGGACAUCGUGUUCUGGAUUGGCGAUCUCAACUACCGAAUCACAGAGGAGACUCCGGACCAGGAAGUGUUUGAGAUGCUUCAGAACGACGAUCUCGAGACUCUGAGGCGAGUGUGGUUUGGAUCAGCUGACCAUCGCGCGUGCGUCGGGGACGGCGUUCCAAGAGUUCCAGGAGGGCCCUCUCUGCUUCCCGCCAUCUUACAAGUACAUCCCCGGCACCAAGGAAUACGAUCAGAGGCGAGCCGGAGAAAAAGGUCCGAUGCCCGUCGUGGUGCGACCGUGUUCUCUACACGAUGGGGAUGCAGGGCGGCGACUCUGUUCGACGACUCGGCCUCGAGAGGUAUUGGAGCUCCGGCCCUCUCGUGUCCGACCACAUGCCUGCAUGUGAGCGCGCUCUUCCGCACAUCGCUGGCAUGCGCCCCUCAGAAGACUGUGGCCGAGCCGGACGUGGACGUGGAGCCUCUUAGUCCUCGCAGAACAGCUUCUAUAGCUGCGUCCAAGCUGUCUCCCUUUGCCCGUGUCGUGCUGGAGCCUCCGACCCUCGUCUUGAUUCUUGACCAGACGCCGUCCUUGUCGGCCGUGACGGAGAUAAGCAACACCGGUGGCAUCAAGGGGGCAUUCCACGUGUGUAAGGAUAGUCUCCCGGGCUGGAUAAGCCUCGAUGGAAGUGAGCUCGGGGAACUUGAACCGGGAGAGAAGGUGGAGAUCACCAUUGUUAUCGAUGCGGCUGAAGCUGAGGCCGCUGCUAGAAAGGAGUCGAACAGCGAUAGCGAAAGUGACACACAUCGACCGGCUGCUUGCGCGGUGUUGCGUAUCGAGGUAGACGGGGGCGGUUCCGGGACAAUGCUCCCGGUAGUGUGCAACCUUGGCGACAGAUGAUCCUGGUGGGCUGCCAUUGUGGAUGGUUAUCCUGUUGCACGUUUUAUGCGUAUCAUGAGGCCCUACAUACUUGGAGUUGCUUGCAAACACUGGAGACCAGGCUGUCCUGGGCCCCUAGACGUGUGGGUUCACAGGCCCCCACGUUCCCGAACCAUGCACAUCUGAAUUUUGAAACGAGCUUUGAUUCCGAAAAAGUCUAGCGUGGACCAGCGUGUAGCUUCAAUUGCGGUUGGCGAGGACGCAGGUCAGCUACAGCUACGUGUCAUGUGUAUGUGUGCGUAUGACAUGGAUUUUGGUAUCCUGUGGCUGGGCUACAGAACUGAACGUACAAAACCGAAAUGGUCAGGGUGAGAUAUAACAGCUUGCACCUGAUACAGUCGGCAAUCCGUCGCCGUUAUUGGUUGACGCCCGUUGGAAAGGUGAAAGCUCCACUGGCAAACAGGAGGUUUGGUAUUUCUUUGAAGUGCACCACCAACAGAGUAUGCGUGGGGCUAGAAACCGAACACAACUGUAUGGCCAGGUUGUACGCCGUUCGGACUGUUUACUUACGGUUUACUCUUCGUUGUCAGUCUGUCAUUCAGUGCAGAACCAGAGCCGUUGACAUUCUCAAACGAAGUGUGUGUGUCUUCCGUGUGCAACGACCCCCAAUCACUA